AUUUUUGCCGAUUUCAAGAUUUUAGCUUUCCAAAAUCCUGAAUUCAAGAUCUUGGCUGAUUUCAAGAUUUUAGCUUUCCAAAAUCCUGAAUUCGAGAUUUUUGCCGAUUUCAAGAUUUUAGCUUUCCAAAAUCCUGAAUUCAAGAUCUUGGUCGAUUUGAAAAUUUUAGGUUUCCAAGAUCCUGAAUUCAAGAUUUUGGACGAUUUCAAGACUUUAGCUUUCCUAAAUCCUGAAAGCAAGAUCUUGGCUGAUCUCAAGAUUUUAGCUUUCCUAAAUCCUGAAUUCGAGGUUUUGGCCAAUUUAAAGAUUUUACCUUUCCAAAAUCCUGAGCUCAAGAUCGUGGCUGAUUUCAAGAUUUUAGCUUUCCAAAAUCUUGAAUUCAAGUUCUUGGCUGAUUUCAAGAUUUUAGCUUUGCAAAAUCCUGAAUUCAAGAUUUUGGCCGAUUUCAAGAUUUUAGGUUUCUAAAAUUCUGAAUUCAAGAUCUUGGGUGAUUUCAAGAUUUUAGCUUUCCAAAAUCCUGAAUUCAAGAUUUUGGCCGAUUUCAAGAUUUUAGCCUUCCUAUGUCCUGAAUUCAAUAUUUUGGCCAAUGUGAAGACUUUAGCUUUCUAAAAUCCUGAAUUCAAGAUCUUGGCUGAUUUCAAGAUCUUAGCUUUCCAAAAUCCUGAAUUGAACCUUUCGGCCAAUUUAAAGAUUUUUGCUUUCCAAAAUCCUAAAUUCAGGAUUUUGGCCGAUUUUAAGAUUUUAGGUUUCCAAAAUCCUGAAUUCAAGAUUUUGGUCGAUUUCAACUUUUUAGCUUUCCAAAAUCCUGAGUUCAACAUUUUGGCCGAUUCUAUGAUUUUAGCUUUCCAAAAUCCUGAAUUCAAGAUUUUGGCCGAUUUCAAGAUUUUAGCUUUCCAAAAUCCUGAAUUCAAGAUCUUGGCUGAUUUCAAGAUUUUAGCUUUCCAAAAUCCUGAGUUCAAGAUCUUGGCUGAUUCCAAGAUUUUAGCUUUCCAAAAUCCUGAAUUCAAGAUUUUGGCCGAUUUCAAGAUUUUAGCUUUCCAAAAUCCUCAAUUGAACAUUUUGGCCAAUUUAAAGAUUUCAGCUUUCCAAACUUCUAAAUUCAAGAUUUUGGCCGAUUUUAAGAUUUUAGGUUUCCAAAAUCCUGAAUUCAAGAUUUUGGUCGAUUUCAAGAUUUUAGGUAACCAAAAUCCUGAAUUCAACAUUCUGGCCGAUUUUAUGAUUUUAGCUUUCCAAGAUCCUCAAUUCAAGAUUUUGGCCGAUUUCAAAAUUUUAGCUUUCCAAAAUCCUGAAUUCAAGAUUUUGGCCGAUUUCAAGCUUUUAGCUGUCCAAAAUCCUGAAUUGAAGAUUUUGGCCGAUUUCAAAAUUUUACCUUUCCAAAACCAUGAAUUCAAGAUUUUGGUCGAAUUCAAGAUUUUAGCUGUCCAAAAUCCUGAAUUCAACAUUUUGGCCGAUUUCAAGAUUUUAGCUUUGGAAAAUCCUGAAUGCAAGAUCUUGGCUGAUUUCAAGAUUUUAGCUUUCCAUAAUGCUGAAUUCGAGAUGUUCGCUGAUUUCAAGAUUUUAGCUUUCCAAAAUCCUGAAUUCAAGAUCUCGGCUCAUUUCAAGAUCUUAGCUGUCCGACAUCCUGAAUUCAAGAUCUUGGCCGAUUUGCAAAUUUUAGCUUUCCAAGAUCCUGAAUUUAAGAUUUUGGCCAAUUUUAAGAUUUUCGCUUUCCAAAAUCCUGAGUUCAAGAUCUUGUCUGAUUUCAAGAUUUUAGCUUUCCAAAAUCCUGAAUUCAAGAUCUUGCCUGAAUUCAAGAUUUUGGCCGAUUUCAAGAUUUUAGGUUUCUAAUAUUCUGAAUUCAAGAUUUUGGCCAAUUUCAAGACUUUAGCUUUCUAAAAUCCUGAAUUCAAGAUCUUGGCUGAUUUCAAGAUCUUAGCUUUCCAAAAUCCUGAAUUCAACGUUUCGGCCAAUUUAAAGAUUUUUGCUUUCCAAAAUCCUAAAUUCAACAUUUUGGCCGAUUUUAAGAUUUUAGGUUUCCAAAAUCCUGAAUUCAAGAUUUUUGCCGAUUUCAAGAUUUUAGCUUUCCAAAAUCCUGAAUUCAAGAUCUUGGCUGAUUUCAAGAUUUUAGCUUUGCAAAAUCCUGAAUUCGAGAUUUUUGCCGAUUUCAAGAUUUUAGCUUUCCAAAAUCCUGAAUUCAAGAUCUUGGUCGAUUUGAAAAUUUUAGGUUUCCAAGAUCCUGAAUUCAAGAUUUUGGACGAUUUCAAGACUUUAGCUUUCCUAAAUCCUGAAAGCAAGAUCUUGGCUGAUCUCAAGAUUUUAGCUUUCCUAAAUCCUGAAUUCGAGGUUUUGGCCAAUGUAAAGAUUUUACCUUUCCAAAAUCCUGAGCUCAAGAUCGUGGCUGAUUUCAAGAUUUUAGCUUUCCAAAAUCUUGAAUUCAAGUUCUUGGCUGAUUUCAAGAUUUUAGCUUUGCAAAAUCCUGAAUUCAAGAUUUUGUCCGAUUUCAAGAUUUUAGCCUUCCAAAAUCGUGAACUCAAGCUUUAAGCCAAUUUAAAGAUUUUAGCUUUCCAAAAUUUUGAAUUCAAGAUUUUGGCCAAUUUUAAGAUUGUAGCUUUCCAAAAUCCUUAGUUCAAGAUCUUGGCGGAUUUUAAGAUUUUAGCUUUUCAAAAUCUUGAGGUCAAGAUUUUGUCCCAUUUUAAGAUUUUAGAUUUUUAAAAUCCUGACUUCAAGAUUUUGAAUGAUUUCAUGAUAUUAGCUUUCCAAGAUCCUGAAUUCAAUAUUGUCGCCGAUUUCAAGAUUUUAGCAUUCAGAAAUGCUGAAUUCAAGAUUUUGUCCAAUUUCAAGAUUUUACCUGUCCAACAUCCUGAAUUCAAGACCUUGGGCGAUUUGAAAAUCUUAGCUUUCUACGAUCCUGAAUUCAAGAGUUUGGCCGAUUUCAAAUUUUUAGCUUUCCUAAAUCCUGAAAGCAAGAUUUUGGCCGAUUUCAAGAUUUUAGCUUUCGAAGAUCCUGAAUGUAAGAUUUUGGCCGAUUUCAAGAUUUUAGCUUUCGAAAAUCCUGAAUUCAAGGUCUUCGCAGAUUUCUAAAUUUUACUUUUCCAGAAUCCUUAAUUCAAGAUUUUGGGCGAUAUCAAGAUUUUAGCUUUUCAAAAUUCUGAUUUCAAUUAUUUUGGCCUAUUUCAUGAUCUUAGCUUUCCAAGAUACUAAGUUCAAGAUUUUGGCCGAUUUUAAGAUUUUAGCUUUCCAUAAUCCUGAAUUCAAGGUCUUGGCUGAUUUCAAGGUUUUAGCUUUCAAAAAUCCUGAAUUCAAAAUCUUCGCGGAUUUCAAAAUUUUACUUUUCCAGAAUCCUGAAUUCAAGAUUUUGGGCGAUAUCAAGAUUUUAGCUUUUCAAAAUUCUGAUUUCAAUAUUUUGGCCUAUUUCAUGAUUUUAGCUUUCCAAGAUACUAAGUUCAAGAUUUUGGCCGAUUUCAAGAAUUUAGCUUUCCAAAACCCUGAAUUCAAGAUCUUGGCUGAUUUCAAG
Porites lobata is the source of this 3493-nucleotide messenger RNA. The record is from the annotation of a GenBank genome assembly. Lineage: Eukaryota; Metazoa; Cnidaria; Anthozoa; Scleractinia; Poritidae.